Messenger RNA from Schizosaccharomyces japonicus yFS275, 1701 nucleotides. RefSeq names its product triose phosphate transporter. Gene Ontology annotation, molecular function: phosphoenolpyruvate transmembrane transporter activity. Lineage: Eukaryota; Fungi; Ascomycota; Schizosaccharomycetes; Schizosaccharomycetales; Schizosaccharomycetaceae. The record is from RefSeq and is a predicted model, not a curated record. Gene Ontology annotation, cellular component: membrane; Golgi apparatus. The transcript has a single exon. Gene Ontology annotation, biological process: phosphoenolpyruvate transmembrane import into Golgi lumen. The coding region runs from base 418 to 1464 and encodes 348 amino acids.
CCACUUAUCCCACAUCUCCCCUGUCCACGCGCUGCAGCCUAUUUGCGACCAGCGACGUCUGAGCGUACCUGCCCUUAGCAUAUCUCCUUCUCGGUCUGACUGAGCUCAUUGAGCAUCCAGCUGUACGUUAACGCAUUCCCAAACCCCAGCUUGCCUGUAGUCAAGCUGCUUCUGUACUCAUUCUCUUUUUCGCAAGCAUUCCCUUGCCUUGUUUUGUAAUUCGCGUUUCUCGCUCAUUUUCAGUGUAAUCGAUUGUGUUUGUCGUUUGGUGACGCCUUUUAUUUGCCUUGAACCGGUUGUUUCUGUACAUCACCAGCUUUACGAGUGUUCUUUCUCGCCAAAACCGCUUUUCUUUUUUCUUUCUGUAAGCCUAUCCCAACUCCCCACUGUUUUUAAAUCCCAUUCUCUCGAGCCAGUAUGUCGAAGGAGGAAUACGAGCUGUUGGAAACAACGAAAAAAGAUGACGACCUUGCUGGGGGAAAAGAUACUGCAUUGGAGCAGCCAGCUGAGGAUCUUGAACCCAUAGAACCCGUUGGUCCCACUACCACAGGUCCUGCUCCCGUUUCUCGAGCGACCAUCUUCUUUGCUGUGUCCACGCAGAUUGUUCUCGCCAUUUGCGUAACCAUUCUCAACAAGUCCGCUCUCAACAUUCUGACAGCACCAUUAUGCAUGCUCGGUUUGCAAGCGGCGCUUUCCGCAGGUCUCCUGAAGCUGUUCUGGGCGUACUCGACGCGCCAGAAACAAACACUCGGUCUUGGUUCCGUGUUUCAAUUGCGUAAUUUUGUGUUCGUCAAGAUUCUUGGCAUUGUAAGCAAGACCUACUGUCUUGCUCAUGUUCCCGUCUCCUUCUACCAAAUCUCCCGUGGUCUGCUGCUGCCUUUCACUAUCUUGCUCUCGUACUUCUUGCUUGGUCAAAAGACAUAUGCAUUUCCCCUUGUGGGCUGUGCGCUCGUUAUGCUGGGUUUCGUCUCCGGCGUUCACUACGAGACACGUGUGCCGUUUAUCGGUGUAUUCCUUGGCGUCUGGAGCUCUUUCACUACGGCCAUCGAGACUGUCGCUGUGAAGCAUUAUGUGCACGAAUUCCCCACGCUCGACCUCAUCUACAUCUUCUCCACAUACAUGUCCGUAUUUUGUCUGUGUGUUUCCGUCUUCUCCCACGAGCUCUCGUCUGUUCUGCUUACUGCUGACUUGCUUCAGCUGGGCAAGUUCGGCUUUGCCGUUGUUGCCUCCGCCCUCGCCAACUUUUUGCUCAACGUCGCUACGUUUACGCAGAUCAAGGUCACCUCCCCUGUCACCUACAUGAUCUCUGUCGCCUCUCGUGGUGUGCUGCAGACCCUCCUCGCCGUCGUGUGUCUUGGUGAACACUUGUACGGCAAUCGUAUCUACGGUAUCUUCUUCAUUCUCAGUGGCAGUAUCUUGUACACGCUUGCCAAGGAGAGAGAGCGCCGUAUGAUUGCCCACUAGGGGUGACGAACGAACGGGGGCGACUGCAACGGGCACAAGCCGCUGUGCUCUGAUAUGUUUACCAGCGUCUCUCUCGCCUUGCGCGUCUGCCUACCCACUACCACCUGUUUACUACCAACCUGGGCACUCAUGCCCCCACCUCCCCACAUCCUGUUGAUCCUUCCUUCCCGCGCCAUCAAUGAAUGACAUGUAAUGAUUCCAUACCAGGUAGGGUCCACCCAUGCCCCCGUCGGUAAU